Messenger RNA from Xyrauchen texanus (razorback sucker), 3546 nucleotides. Its product is annotated as general transcription factor IIE subunit 2-like. NCBI's taxonomy places the organism in Eukaryota, Metazoa, Chordata, Actinopteri, Cypriniformes, Catostomidae. Gene Ontology annotation, biological process: transcription initiation at RNA polymerase II promoter. The transcript has 8 exons. The record is from RefSeq and is a predicted model, not a curated record. Gene Ontology annotation, cellular component: transcription factor TFIIE complex. The coding region runs from base 157 to 1029 and encodes 290 amino acids.
GAAAGGUUGUUGUUUAGCAUCGCAUGCGUCGUCUGAUAAGCUUCUCUUUUAGCAGAAUCAUAAAGUUAACAACGUAUAAUCACUGAAAAUCUUUCUUAAGGUUUCACCGAACUGUUUCUCUCUCUCUCUGUGAGAGAAAGCAGUGAGAUACUCAGGAUGGAUCCAGCUCUGCUGAGAGAGCGAGAACUCUUUAAAAAGAGAGCUUUAUCCAAUCCUACAGUAGAGAAGAGACCAGCAUCCUCUGAGCCCUCUGGCUCCUCCAAGAAGAAAAAGAGCAAACCAGACAAAGAGACAUCAUCCUCUAAAAACAGCACAGAUCCCAGCAAUGGCUCCUUUAAUCUUAAAGCUCUGUCUGGGAGUUCAGGGUACAGGUUUGGAGUUCUGGCACGAAUUGUCAACUACAUGAAGACGAGGCACCAGAGAGGUGAUACUUAUCAUCUGACGCUAGAGGAGAUUCUGGAUGAAACCAAACUGCUAGACAUCGGCAUGAAGCAGAAGCAAUGGCUAAUGAGUGAGGCAUUAGCAAGUAAUCCUAAAAUAGAUGUGCGGGAAGGAAAAUAUGCCUUUAAACCCAAAUAUCAUCUGAAGGAUAAGAAAGCUCUACUAAGACUACUGGACAAACACGAUCAGUUGGGACUAGGAGGAGUGUUACUGGACGAUGUUGAAGAGGGUCUACCCAACGCAGCCAAGGCUAUUAAAGCUCUUGGGGAUCAGAUUUUAUUUGUGACAAGGCCAGACAAAAAGAAGAUUCUGUUUUACAAUGACAAACACUGUCAGUUUGUCGUUGAUGAAGAGUUUCAGAAGCUGUGGCGCAGCGUCCCUGUGGAUUCCAUUGAUGAGGAAAAGAUCGAAGAAUACCUGAAGAAACAGGGCAUAUCAUCAAUGCAGGAGACUGGACCAAAGAAAAUGACGCCCAUUCAGAAGAGGAAGAAACCAGGUACACAGAAAAAGAGACGGUUUAAGACUCACAAUGAUCAUCUGAACGGAGUAUUGGAGGACUACUCUGAGGGAGCUCCCACCAAGAAGUGACACACAUUAUAUUCACACAGUCGGAAAGACUCAGAGCGAGAAGAUAUCUGUGUGAUGUUUGUAUAUCUGAUCUAACAUCUUAAUGCCAACCCCCCCACACACACACACUUUAGAACUGUACUGAGAGAGACGAAUGUGAAUGGACUGUAAAUAUUCUCUUUCAACUCUUUUGCUAGUGCUUUAAGAACUUAAAAUUGUUAAGCUCUUAUUCUUUUGAGAAUGCACAAUUAAACAAGAGCAAUCAAACCACAUGUUAGUGUCUCCUUUCAAAGUUAUUAAAGGGACAGUGCACCCAAAAAUGAAAAUUCUCAUGAUUUACUCACUCUCGUGCUAUUCCAGAUUCACAUGACUUUCUGUCAUCUGCAGAACACAAAUGAAGAUUUUUAGAAGAAUAUUUCAGCUCCGUUGGUCCACACGAUGCAAGUGAUUGGGUGCCAAAAUGAUUACGCACCAAAAAGGACAUUAAAGUCAGCAUAAAAGUAAUCCAUACGACUCCAGUGGUUUAAUCCAUGUCGUCAGAAGCGAUAUGAUAAGUGUGGGUGAGAAACAGAACUUUUUGGCAAGAAACUCUUCUCCCUGCCCAGUAGGGGGCGAUAUGCAUGAAGAAUGUGAAAGUUAAAGUGGAGAUUGACUGAGCAGGGAGGAGAAUUUAUAGUAAAAAAGGACUUAAAUAUUGAUCUGUUUCUCACCCACACCAAAGAUAUCGCUUCUGAAAAUAUUUAUUUAAUCACUGGAGUCUUAUGGAUUACUUUUAUACAGCCUUAUGAUUUAAAAAAAUAUAAAUAAGUGGACGCCACUCUGGGAAUUACAGUAAACAUGCAAAUUAUGAAGUCAUGUUACAAUGUAGCAUAUUACUUGCUUAUGUUUAUUAUUGCAUAUUGAAUACUGUUUUGCAUACUAUUUAUUUUUUAAUAAUUUGCAGUAAACAGCCGGCUAGUCCAUUCCAAACAUCAGCCCGCUAUCAGAAUAAAAACUAACUUUGCCGUAUUUUGGAGUGAAUUAUUUUUAUAUAUAUUUUUUGCCAUACAUAACAUAUACAGAAUGAUGGUUCUGUACAAGCUUUGGAUAUAGAAAACAGUAAAGUAUAGAAACAGUAUAACAGUAUAGAAAAAAAUAAAAGAAAUUCAGAAGAAUAGAGGCACCUGAUCUUGUCAGAACACCUCUUGUCAUGCACAAAUGUGAGUGUGUGUUGCCACAGCUUGUGUCUUCAUCAAAUGCUUCUUAAUGGUGGUUUUGAUGGCACUUGACAGCUCUGCAAGGGUUCCUCUUUCUGUUAAAUUUAUAAUGUGCCUCUAGGCUGAAAGGUUUCACAUAUUAUCAUCUUUUCAGAAGUGCAGGCUCAUUUCCAGGCGAUUUUAAUAGCUGAAAGCGAGGAACAAAUAUAUAUAUAUUUUUUUUGUUUAUAGUAUAUUUCUCCCUAAAUUUAGCCAAGAAGAAAAUGCUUUUAAAAAGUACAAUUCAACUGUUAAAAGCUGACAUUGUAGUCAUUCAAAAUGUUAAAGUGAAAAAUGUAUCUCCGCUUAGAUAAUUUUUUUGUAUUAUUUAAUUGUAUUAUUUAUUAAAAUCAUAUUCAUUAAAUAUUUCUUGUUCAAUACAAGUUAAGCUCAAUCGACAGCAUUUGAGGUAUAAUGUUGUUUACCUCCACCCUAAUUUUCUUAAAAAAAAAAGCUAAAAUCGAGGUUACAGCGAGGCACUUACAAUGGAAGUCAAUGGGGCCUAUUUUUGGGAGGGUUUAAAGGCAGAUAUGUGAAGCUUAUAAUUUCAUAAACGCAUUUGCAUUAUUCAUCUAUUAAAACUUGUUUAUCAUUUGAGCUGUUAAGUUUUUUUUAAAUCGUCUUUUUUAUGGUUGUUUUAGGGCUUACAGCAUUACAUCGUCAUGGCAACAAAGUUGUACAUUUUUAAAUAUAUAAGUGUGUAUUUGAAUGUUUACGGAUUGGCCCCAUUCACUUCCAUUAUAAGUGGCUCACUGUAAUGCUGAUUUUUAAAGAAAUGCUGUCGAUUGAGCCUAAAGGGAUAGUUUGCCACAAAAUGACAAUUCUCUCAUCAUUUACUCACCCUCCUGAAAUCCCAAAUGUGUUUGACUUUCUUCUGUUGGACACAAAUGAAGAUUUUUAGAAGAAUAUUUCAGCUCUGUUGGUCCAUACAAUGCAAGUGAAUGGGUGGCAAAAAUGUUACGCUCCAAAAAGCACACAAAGUCAUCAUAAAAGUAAUCCAUAUGACUCCAAUGGUUUACUCUAUAUCUUUUAAAGUGAUAUAGUAGAUGUAGGUGAGAAACAGUUCAAUAUUUAAGUUGAUCUGUCUCUUCCCAGUAGGGGGCGAUAUGCAUGAAGAAUGUCAAUCACCAAAAACACAAGUAAAUUGAUCAGUUUCUCACCCACACCUAUCAAAUCACUUCUGAACACAUGGAUUAAACAACUGAAGUCAUAUGGAUUACUUUUAUGCUGCAUUUAUGUGGAUGAAUUUUGGCACCCAUUCACUUGCAUUGUAUGGACCAAUACAGCUGAAAUGUUCUUCUAA